GUCAGUGAACUUUAAAUGUAAAUGUUAUUCAUAGUGCGUUACGGGUCAGGGGUCAGCAUUUCUAACAAAUCGUGUGCUGGUGAAUGGGGUCCAAUGGGAAAAUCCUGUCUGGUCCUUCAGUGUCCAAUGAGCUGAGCUCAGGGGGAGGGUCCGUGUGCUGCUCAGACAGAAAGACUUCAACAAACUCCUCCAAAAAGAUCCCUCUGGAUACAAAGAUGCCGUGUUUCCCGGGUUUGCUGUGGAAUUCGCCGUGAAUUAACGCGUCUGGAUAUUUCUCGGUGUGGAGUUAUGAACUUAUGAAGUUAUAUGUUAAGUCAUAUAUGAAGACGAUGCAAGUUUGCAGUGUGGUCUGAUAUGAGAAAUAUUACGCGCGUCUGAUGGAUGGAUGGAGAUUCCGGGCCCGAGUGGAUUUCAUGUGUGUGUGAAAUAAGACUCACGGCGGAUGAAAGAAGCGAAUCCUAACCAUGAAGGUCUGUUGGUCUCGGAUCUGCGUGUAAGACAUCUCAGGAACAUCCGCGAUGGCAGUCUCUGAAACCUUCCCGUGCUGGUGAAACUGCUGGAGACCUCACGCAUGCGGUUGAGCUCGUGCUGUGGAGAGACUGAAGCGAACAGCAGCAGAAGGGUCUGAGACAGCUGUCAGUGACCGAGAGCAUGAAGGAGAAGUCGAAGAACGCGGCGCGGACGCGGCGCGAGAAGGAGAACAGCGAGUUCUAUGAGCUGGCCAAACUGCUGCCUCUGCCCUCGGCCAUCACCUCACAGCUGGACAAAGCCUCCAUCAUCAGACUGACCACCAGCUACCUGAAGAUGAGGAUAGUCUUCCCAGAAGGUCUCGGGGAAUCUUGGGGUCAUGUGAGUCGAGCGAGUUCUCUGGACAAUGUGGGCCGAGAGUUAGGAUCACAUCUGCUUCAGACUUUGGAUGGCUUCAUUUUUGUGGUAGCUCCUGAUGGGAAAAUCAUGUACAUUUCUGAAACUGCAUCAGUGCAUUUAGGGCUGUCACAGGUAGAGCUGACGGGGAACAGCAUUUAUGAAUACAUCCACCCCGCAGACCACGACGAGAUGACCGCAGUCCUGACGGCUCACCAGCCGUAUCAUUCACACUUCGUCCACGAAUAUGAAAUGGAAAGGUCUUUUUUCCUGAGAAUGAAAUGUGUCCUUGCUAAAAGAAAUGCUGGCUUGACGUGUGGUGGUUACAAGGUCAUUCACUGCAGCGGCUAUCUGAAGAUCCGUCAGUACAGCUUAGACAUGUCUCCGUUUGACGGCUGUUAUCAGAACGUGGGUCUGGUUGCUGUGGGUCACUCUCUCCCCCCCAGCGCAGUAACCGACAUCAAGCUCCACAGCAAUAUGUUCAUGUUCAGAGCCAGCCUGGACAUGAAACUCAUUUUCCUGGACUCCAGGGUUGCGGAGCUCACUGGCUACGAGCCGCAAGACUUAAUAGAGAAGACACUUUAUCAUCACGUCCACAGCUGUGACACUUUCCAUCUCCGCUGCGCGCACCACUUGUUGCUAGUAAAGGGACAAGUCACCACCAAAUACUACCGAUUCCUGGCUAAGCAGGGUGGGUGGGUGUGGGUACAGAGUUACGCUACUAUCGUACACAACAGCAGAUCGUCCAGACCACACUGCAUCGUCAGCGUCAACUACGUCCUCACGGACACAGAGUACAAAGGACUACAGUUGUCCUUAGAUCAGGCGACAUCCACUAAACCCUCGUUCACCUACAACAGCCCCCCUACCCCCAUCAUUGAGAACAGAAGAGUUGGCAAAAGCAGAGUCUCCCGUACCAAGACCAAAACAAGACUCUCGCCCUAUUCACAGUAUCCGGGUUUCCCCACGGAUCGCUCAGAGUCAGAUCAGGAUAGCCCAUGGGGAGGAAGCCCACUCACUGACUCUGCAUCUCCUCAGCUUCUGGAGCAGUGUGAAGGCAUAGACUCCUCAUGCGUGUACCGGCAGUUCCCAGAACCACGGCCGCUGUGCUACAGCCUACCACUGACAGAUGACCAUCAUACCUCUAGUGAUCUCUACGGCCACACUCACUCCGAGUCCUGCGAGAGGGGUCGCUGUAAGGCUGGCCGAUACUUCCUUGGCACCCCUCAGCCUGGACGAGAGGCAUGGUGGGGUGCAGCUCGCUCUGUUCUCCCAUUGCCCAAGUCUUCAUCCGAGAAUGGGGACAGUUUUGAAGGUGUGAUGCCCCACAUCACCUCUAUCCAUAGCCUGCAAGUGAGGGGUCACUGGGAUGAGGACAGCAUGGUCAGUUCACCUGACACGAGCGAUUCAGGUGACCGAUACCAUGGUGAGCAAUGCCGUUCAAGUCCUCAAGAGCCCAGCAAGAUUGAGACGUUGAUUCGAGCCACGCAACAGAUGAUCAAAGAGGAGGAAAGUCGUCUCCAGUUGAGAAAGGCUUCUACAGAAAUACCUUUGGAGUCUACAAACAGUCUGGCAAAGAGCCACGGCUCCUCGUUUCACAGUACCGACUUUUCCCAGUCAGCAUUGCAGAGUGUGGUGUGUCGAGGGCCGGCUCAGGUUAUAAGCCCCACCACUAGUCCUGUUCCUCUGUCCCGUCUCAGCAGCCCCAUCUCUGACAGACUGGGUAAAAGUAAAGACUUCCUGCAAAAUGAGCUCUCCUCUUCUCAGCAACACCAGCAGCCACUGCCCCUGACGGGCACAUGUGCUGUCUCUCCGACUCCAGCGCUAUACCCCUCACACCCCCGCCAGUACCUGGAAAAACACACAGCCUACUCGCUCACCAGCUACGCACUAGAACAUCUGUAUGAGGCAGACAGCUUUAGAGGAUACUCCCUGGGUUGCUCAGGUUCCUCCCAUUACGACAUGGCCACUCAUCUGCGCAUGCAGGCUGAACAAGCACCGGCCCAUAAAGGCACCUCUGUCAUAAUCACCAACGGCAGCUGAUGCUUAUCAAAUCACGAACCACCACUCAGCGCUUCACCCUCUCACUCAAGCUAGCCUAGAAUUUCUGAUUUGAUUUGUUCUUGUUCUUACACAUUCUACAAAUACUUGUUUUCUAGUAAAAAAGUAAGCAUCCUUAAAACAAACAAGUACUUAAGAAGCAAAAUUGCUUAAGAUAUUAUGAUUUUUUCUUUCUUUCUUUCUUUCUUUCUUUCUUUCUUUCUUUCUUUCUUUCUUUUUAAAUACUGAGGUUUAUGCUGAAGAAAAAAUAAUAAGCUAAUAGAAAGUAAACAAAUUUUAUAUUAUGCAAUUUUGUAGAAGUAAAUUGAUCUUAUUUAAAGGAUGUUUAGAUAUUUUUGCUAGAAAACAAGACAAACAUACUAAGUACACUUUUGCAGUGUAUUAAGGGAUGUGAGUUCUGUCACUAUUAUAAGAUGUAAAUGCUUGAAUGAAUGGGGAUUGUUCAAAUAAUUUGUGAAAGUAGGAGAAUAAUGAGAAGCAUGAAUUACAUGAUCUCAUAACAGCACAUUGAGGUCUCAAAAAUCUAAACAGAAAAACAGUAUUUAAUUUAUUUUUAUUUUUUAUUUUUUUUGGCGAGGUGGGGGGGUGGUCACAAUACUUUAUGGAUAAGCAACAAGUAAAUUGAAAUUUUGGGAUAUUGUUUUAUUUCUUGUUCAUUAGUUGGUUUCUUUGUUAAUAUGUAUGUGUGUGUAUAUAUAUAUAUAUAUAUAUAUAUAUAUAUAUAUAUUUU
Molecule: messenger RNA, 3655 nt
Organism: Cyprinus carpio (common carp)
Lineage: Eukaryota; Metazoa; Chordata; Actinopteri; Cypriniformes; Cyprinidae
Product: single-minded homolog 1-A-like
Exons: 12
Coding region: 652-2907 (751 amino acids)
Biological process (GO): regulation of transcription by RNA polymerase II
Molecular function (GO): DNA-binding transcription factor activity, RNA polymerase II-specific; protein dimerization activity; RNA polymerase II transcription regulatory region sequence-specific DNA binding
Source: RefSeq, a predicted model, not a curated record